This is a messenger RNA of Ciona intestinalis (vase tunicate), 1938 nucleotides long. The record is from RefSeq and is a predicted model, not a curated record. Lineage: Eukaryota; Metazoa; Chordata; Ascidiacea; Phlebobranchia; Cionidae.
AAUAUAUUUUCUUUUUUUCAGAGCGUUUAGUAUUAGCGCUUUUGGUAUGGUCUUAUUACGGUACAAAAUUAUCGUUCUCUUUUUAAGCUACAAUGUAAUACUUGCCAAAGAGUACAGCUCUUUUAAAGAGACAGAAGAAAAGUUAAAAAAUGAGUAUUUUGUACCUGUCGAAAAUUGGAAGUAUUCUGAAGGCGCUGGCUGGCGUGAACCGACUGUUUUUGUCCCGAUUUUUGUCCGAAAUAAGGCACACGCACUGCCCUAUUUUUUAAAGUGUCUGUAUGACCUUAAUUAUCCUAAAAAGAGACUCUCACUUUGGAUAGUAACUGACCACAACAGUGACAACUCUUCACAAAUUCUGGAAAAAUGGACAAACACGGUAAAACACGAGUAUCAUGACUUGGUUUUUGAAAAACCAGAUACGGAAUGGUUCUAUAAAGAACAAAAAGGCAAUUUACACUGGCCUGAAGAAAGACAUAUCAAAAUGCUGCAACUAAGACAGCAGGCAUUAGAAAAAGCCAGAAAAAUGUGGUCUGAUUUUAUACUGUACUUAGACGCUGAUAAUAUGUUAAUAAAUCCACAUACGUUACAACAUCUAAUAUCAAGGGAUUUGACUAUUGUAGCUCCAAUGCUGACCACGAUAGCAAGUUACGCUAAUUUCUGGGCAGACCAAGAUGAAAAUGGCUACUAUAAAAGAGCUGACAACUACUUUGAAAUUCGUAAUCGAGAAACUGUAGGUGUUUUCGAGGUGCCGAUGGUACAUUCUACAUUCUUAGUCAAUUUAGUGGCAAGAAAAUCACGUAAAUUGCGGUUUUGGCCGUUACACGAAGACUACUAUCUUUUGGUAGAUGAUAUAAUAGUGUUUUCGAUUCAUGCUAAAUUAGCAGAUAUACCAUUAUAUAUCGACAACACACAUAUAUAUGGGUGUAUGCCAAUACCAUUAAAACACGAUCAAUCGCUAAGAGAAGAAGUUGAAACAUUCACCCAUUUUAUAAUGGAAAUUAUGACUGAGCCACCUGUUGGAAUAGGAAUUGAAAUUCAACCAGUGGAUUAUUUAAAACCAGUGUUUCACAAUACAAGUUUGGGAUUUGAUAAGAUUUUUAUGAUCAAUUUGGAAAGAAGGGAAGACAGAUACUACAGAAUGUCUAAAGCUCUUGAAUUGCAAGGAAUUGAGUUUACACACUUUAAAGCUGUGGACAGCAAGACUUUAAACACAACGUAUUUGAAACACAUGGGAAUCGACAUGUUGCCUGGUUAUGUAGAUCCUUAUAGAGAACGAACUUUAACUCGUGGGGAAAUUGGCUGUUUUCUGUCUCACUACUUUAUUUGGCAAGAGGUGGUUAAAAAUAAAUUGGACCAAGUUAUUGUUUUUGAGGAUGAUUUAAGAUUUGAGAUUUCUUUUAAUAGAAGAUUGAAAAAUGUAAUGCAAGAAAUUGAAGAUGCUAAAUUGGAAUGGGAUUUAAUAUAUAUCGGCCGAAAACGAAUGCAGAUAAAAGAACCAGAAAAAUCUGUUCCAGACUGCCCCCUUUUAGUUGAGGCAGACUAUUCAUACUGGACACUUGCAUACAUUUUGUCCAAUUCUGGUGCUCAAAAACUACUUGCUGGCAAGCCCCUACAUAGAAUGGUGCCAGUCGAUGAAUAUCUGCCCAUUAUGUUCAACAAACACCCAAUAGAAAAAUAUAUGACGCCUUUUGAGAAAAGAGAUCUAAAAGCAUUUUCAGUGAAUCCUUUAUUGAUAUACCCAACUCAUUACACAGGUCAAAUUAACUACUUUAGUGACACAGAAACGUCUUCAAUUUGGGAAGAUGUCCAUGCUAGCAAAGAAGAAUUAUAAAUACCUGUAUUCAAUUCAGUAUUGCAGUUAAUCAUAUGCAGUAAAAUCAUGACAUUUUCAAGGCAUGUUUUUCAUACCCGCUUUUUUAAUAACCCUUAGACAAAUAA